This is a messenger RNA of Penicillium riverlandense, 2016 nucleotides long. RefSeq lists its product as uncharacterized. The transcript is spliced from 2 exons. NCBI's taxonomy places the organism in Eukaryota, Fungi, Ascomycota, Eurotiomycetes, Eurotiales, Aspergillaceae. The coding region runs from base 1 to 2016 and encodes 671 amino acids. The record is from RefSeq and is a predicted model, not a curated record. Gene Ontology annotation, molecular function: ATP binding; metal ion binding.
AUGUCGCCAUCCCCGGACUCGCGGCCCAUCAGGCGGCUGUUGGUCGCCAACAGAGGUGAAAUUGCCGUUCGCAUUCUGCAUGCUGCGCGGGAGUUACCCGAUCCAGUCGAGACAUUCGCUCUCUACACAUCAGACGACCGGUCUCAUUGUGAUCUGGCGCGGCCGCAUCAUGUAAUUCAAAUCCCAUCGGCAUCGUCCUACCUUGAUAUAUCACUUCUUGUAGAUCUAGCUCGGAAGCACUCUAUUGACGCCGUGCACCCGGGAUAUGGAUUCCUAAGUGAAAGCGCCGAUUUUGCGCACCGCAUGUGGCUCGAAGCUGGGGCUGUCGUGAUAGGCCCUGGGUGGGAGAACCUAGCCCGCACUGGGGACAAGCUCCAGGCAAAAAGGCUAGCGGAGCAAUGUGGUGUCCCAGUAUUAAAGGCCAUGUCCCAACCUACGUCCAAUGUUGAAGAAGCACGAACCUUUGCUAGACAUGUCGGGUUCCCAGUUAUGAUCAAGGCCGUUGACGGAGGAGGCGGCCGAGGAAUUCGGCUCGUACGCGAAGAUGAGGAGCUGGAUCAUAACAUUCAACGUGCAAUUAGCGAGUCGCCGUCCCGGACAGUCUUUGUUGAGAAAGCCGCAGUAGACGGGUUUCAUCACAUUGAGAUUCAAGUCAUUGGCGAUGGCAAAGGCCAAGUCCGACAUUUAUGGGAGCGAGAUUGCAGCGUGCAGCGACGAUUUCAGAAGGUGGUGGAAUGUGCUCCCGCAUUGAUAACGUUACAAGACAGAGCUCUGAUCACACAAGUUAUCGACUCAGCGCUGAGAAUGGCAAGUGAGAUUCGAUAUCGGUCACUUGGGACUUUCGAGUUUCUUGUUAGUGAACUACGGGGAGAGUUCUACUUCCUCGAAGUCAAUCCGCGUCUUCAAGUUGAACACACUAUUACAGAAUCUAUCAGCGGCAUCGAUUUAGUACAGGCACAACUCCUACUGGCUCAGGGGCGCUCGCUAGACGACAUUGGUCUUCCUGAGGUUAGCGCAAGACAACCCCCACCUGCAAACUGUUUCUCUAUCCAGCUCCGCUUGUGCGCCGAGGAUCCGAGCAGUAAUUUUGCCUUGAGCAUCGGCAAGGUGACCGAGUUCACUGUUCCUAGUGGACAUGGUAUCCGGGUAGACACGAAUAUCAAUGUUUCCGGCUCUAAUGCACUGGUUGUUGGUGCUGAUUUUGAUAACCUGCUGGCUAAGAUCAUCGUUACCGCAUCUACCUGGGAAGCAACUGUCAGAAAGGCUCGACGCGUAUUGGCCGACUCAAGGAUAGGCGGUGUCAAGACGAAUAUCAAUCUUUUGCGAGGUAUCGUGGUUCAUGGCGAUUUUUUGGCAGGCAAAACCGACACGCAGUGGCUGGGAUCAAAACUUCAUGAAACGCUUCACCUAGGGGAUAGCAUAUCGAAGAUGCUCCGAGAACAGGAGGGGUUAGUUGGCCCUUCGCAACGGUCGGCUGUGCAGAGUAAUGUGCCAUCUUCCAGCCUAUUGUUCCGAAAAGGCGAUGCAUGGUCUAUUACACUAGAGCCGCUUGAAAAGUCCCAACUCCCGGAAAAGGUCUCACAUCAUUUGCGUCUCUCUCGCGUUUUACGCAAUGAAUUCCCUACUUCUCUUACCGCUGAGAUUGAAUACACAACCCCGGCCUCGCAAACCGCGAUCCCUUACCGGAUGCAGCUCCAUACGACAACUACUGCGGCAUCGGCGCUCGUCUCUUCGUCACACCGCCGGGGAGAUCCAAAGAACCCGAGACAUGUUGUUCUUCCUCUGUCGGGCAAACUUAUCGAGGUUUUGGUAGCUCAGGGAGAGAAAGUUGCCGACAAUCAGGUUCUAGCAUUUGUCAAACAGAUGAAGAUGGAGUUGGAAGUAAGGAGUCCUCGAGCUGGUAAGGUCAAAUGGGUAUAUGAGAUGGAGGAUGACGAGGAAGAUGUCGCUGAAGGCAUGUUACUCGUGGAAUUGGAAAACGAACGAAGCGGGGUGGAAGUGAGAGGAAAAUUGUGA